CGCCACAAGCGUCAGUCAAGUCUCCCGGGUCGCUGUCGUUUAAAUCGGGAAGUGACAGCUGUCGUAGAGUAUAUGAGUCAAAAGCGUUGCAGAGAUGAGGUCCCCUCUGGUGGCACCACUUCUUUUCUGCCUGCUCCUGGCUGCAGGAAAUGAUGUCACAGGGGAGGAGGAGAACAGGAAGCCCAACUUUGUCCUGAUGAUGGUAGAUGACCUGGGUAUUGGUGAUAUAGGCUGCUAUGGUAAUGAUACCAUCAGGACUCCAAAUAUAGACCGACUGGCAUCUGAAGGGGUGAAGCUGACUCAGCACAUUUCCGCUGCUCCUCUGUGCAGUCCGAGCCGCGCUGCUUUCAUGACGGGGCGUUAUGCACUCCGCUCAGGAAUGGGAAGCACUGGCCGUGUGCAGGUGUUGCUGUUCCUUGGAGGUUCAGGGGGACUUCCAGAAAGUGAGACCACAUUUGCUAAGAGGCUGCAACAACAAGGAUACACCACUGGCCUAGUGGGUAAGUGGCACUUGGGUGUGAACUGUGAACACAGAGGGGAUCACUGUCAUCAUCCAAACCAGCAUGGCUUCAGCUACUUCUACGGCCUGCCGUUUACCCUGUUCAAUGACUGUGUGCCAGGAGAGGGGAGUGAUGUCUUGGCUGACCUCCAGAGCACGCUGCAGUUUAUGGCAACUAUUCUUGGAGUUGGACUUUUCACACUGGUGUGUGUCCAUCUGUGUGGCCUCCUUGAAGUCAGCCAGAAGCUCCUGGUAGCACUUUUCUUUUUUAGUUUUGCAGCAACUGCUGUUUGGUACGUGCCUUUUAAACUCUUGCCGACCUGGAACUGCAUCAUCAUGAGGAACCAGGAUGUUAUUGAACAGCCAAUGACGGUAGAUACACUGCCCCAGAGGCUGCUGGGAGAAGCACAAAACUUUAUAAGGAGGAAUAGUGAUCGUCCGUUCCUCCUCCUCUUCUCAUUAGUCCAUGUCCACAUACCACUCUUCAAAACCCCUGCGUUUGCAGGCAAAAGUCGCCAUGGUUGCUAUGGGGACAACCUAGAAGAAAUGGACUGGUUCAUAGGUAAGUUGACAGAGACGGUGGACUCCCUUGGCCUCGCCAACAAUACUCUGAUGUACUUUACAUCAGACCAUGGUGGACACCUCGAGGAUGCAAACUCAGUCGUGGGCCAGAAAGGAGGAUGGAACGGCAUCUACAAAGGUGGGAAGGCUAUGGGGGGCUGGGAGGGUGGGAUAAGAGUACCUGGUAUUUUCCGCUGGCCUGGCAGACUUGCAGCUGGGAGAGUCGUAGAUGAACCCACCAGUCUCAUGGACCUCUACCCUACACUCAAGUAUUUAGCCGAGGACACACAACCAGACAGACAUUCAGACGGCUAUAACCUCAUGCCGCUGUUGGAGGGCAAAGUACAGAGAUCCGAUCAUGAAUUCAUGUUUCACUACUGCGGCGUGUACCUGAACGCAGUUCGCUGGCACCCACCAGGCAGUGACUCCAUCUUCAAGGUACACUUUUUCACCCCCAACUUUUCUCCACCGGGAGCCGGGGGAUGCUAUGAUGGUAAAGUCUGUCUAUGUCACGGGGAACAUGUGACACACCACGAUCCACCGCUGCUAUAUGACAUUUUCCACGACCCCUCAGAGUCUCGCCCACUAACCCCCGACACUGAGUCGAGAUAUGCCGAAAUCCUUGAUCAGACUGCCAAAGCUGUAGAAAGACAUAGAGGUACCCUUACACACAAACAUGAUCCUCAGUCAUCGGCACACAGUGUUCAAAGUCAGAUGACUUGGGAGAAGAUUCUGUGGAAACCUUGGCUCCAGCCCUGCUGUGGGACCUUUCCAUUCUGUGGCUGCAAAGAGGAAACGUCACAUAGUUAAGGGAAAAAUACUCCUUUUAGAGAUUGAAACUUUUCUACUUAACGCUUUAAAACAUGCAGGAAAAAGUAUAUUAUAAUAAUUAGAAUAAUAAGGGUCACCUUUUUCAUGAGCAAUAUAAUGCAGCGACUGUGAUGCCUCAGGGUGCUUUCUGGUUCUUCCACAUUUUUAAGCAUCUUAAAGAUGUGAUGUGAAAAAUAUCCUGGAAAAAAGAUUUUCAACAGGACACAACUUGCAUUGAGACACCAAAAAAGAACACAUUUUCAAAAGGGGAAACUAAGUGAAAUCCUAAAAUGAUGCAAUGCAAAAUGAAUAUCAAUUUUAAUACUGCUGACCAUAAUCAAUAAUCGAAUGACGGUUAAACAGUGCGUGUGCUGCACAGUGUCUACUCACUACAGAGAACAGGGUCUCUGCAGGCUGGUCCAGUUGUUAAUUAUUCAUUUAUUUAAUGAAUUUAUUGAAUCACUUCUGUUGCUCUUUAAAAGUUGUGUUUGUUUGAGAGGGAAAUGCUUUGAUCGUCUGAUCAGAAUGUAUCACCGUUCACUUGGCUUGGCGGCGGGAAACGUUUAAUCUUUACUAAUCUGCUACUUCUUCUUAUGUUUAAUUAUGAGGACUUGUGCAUUUAAUGAGUGUUGGCUUGAAAGUAACAGAUGGUUUCAACGGACACUCAAGCUUGAAAUGGGAAUGAAUUCAUUUCCUUUUUGAAAGAUACUCCUUCAUCCUGACUUCGACUUGACAUAGGUCUUAAUUGAAGUCAUUGUUGUUGGAUAAAGCUCUUAAAAAGCCUUUCAGUGCCUGAAGUAGAACUUCAGAACUUAUUUUUGUAUGUUUCGUUAUUAAAUGAAGGAUCAGUUCAGUGCUUUUUUUCUUUCUUUUUUUACAAGGGAACUUGAUGAUGCUUGAAAUAAACAGAAUAAAGAGGUUACUUUGGA
Molecule: messenger RNA, 2799 nt
Organism: Solea solea (common sole)
Lineage: Eukaryota; Metazoa; Chordata; Actinopteri; Pleuronectiformes; Soleidae
Gene: arsh
Product: arylsulfatase H
Exons: 11
Coding region: 95-1870 (591 amino acids)
Molecular function (GO): arylsulfatase activity
Source: RefSeq, a predicted model, not a curated record